GUAAGCGGUCGAGAGGGAGAGACAGCGACGGGAUGCGGUGGAGAUUGGAAGAGCCAGCUAGAUUGGUCGAUAAAAAAAAAUGAGCGUGGCAUCUAUACUCAAUCGUGCGUUGGGCAAUGCUGCCCCGAAGCUCCCAUUCGAAGAACCCACCUCCGUGCGAUUGAGGCCUAUGGCAAGUUCGGCUGCUUGAGCCAUGUCAUCCAGUUGUUCGAGGAAAGGCCUGAAAGAGAUGGUGGCUCUUGGAAUGCAGUCAUUAACGCCUGCCGGCAGUGCCAAGAGUCCCGGCCAAGCCUUGAAUUUCUUCAAGCAUAUGAGAAUUCUCGGUUGUGCACCGAAUGAGAUCACGUUCGCCGGUGUUCUAGGGUCGUGUGGCGAUUGCUUGGCCCUUGUUUUUGUCAAACAAACCCAUGGACUUGUGGUGAGAUAUGGGUUUUCUGGGAACGUGAUUUUGGAGACUUCGCUUGUCGAUGAUUAUGGCAAGUGUAAGGCUAUGCGAGCAGCAAGGAGGAUUUUUGAUGAGAUUGAGUUUCCUAAUGAUGUGACCUGUAAUGUCCUUGUUAGGCGGUAUCUUGGAGCACUUCUACUAUGCUAUAUAAUAUUGGUGCUUUAAUGUACAACUUAAAGUUGUACCAUAACAUUAAAUGUAUAAGUUUAGG
This is a messenger RNA of Linum trigynum, 656 nucleotides long. NCBI's taxonomy places the organism in Eukaryota, Viridiplantae, Streptophyta, Magnoliopsida, Malpighiales, Linaceae. The record is from the annotation of a GenBank genome assembly.